Molecule: messenger RNA, 1610 nt
Organism: Hemiscyllium ocellatum (epaulette shark)
Lineage: Eukaryota; Metazoa; Chordata; Chondrichthyes; Orectolobiformes; Hemiscylliidae
Gene: idh3a
Product: isocitrate dehydrogenase (NAD(+)) 3 catalytic subunit alpha
Exons: 11
Coding region: 37-1146 (369 amino acids)
Biological process (GO): isocitrate metabolic process; tricarboxylic acid cycle
Cellular component (GO): mitochondrion
Molecular function (GO): magnesium ion binding; isocitrate dehydrogenase (NAD+) activity; NAD binding
Source: RefSeq, a predicted model, not a curated record
GGCGGGGCUGUGAGCGGUGGUUCUUGCAGCGUGAACAUGGCAGCGGCAGCGACAUUGACAGGAUGGCGGAACGCGGUUCGGCGGCUGCUCGGAGCAGGAAGGAGCCGGAACCCCGUCUCCAGGAGCCUGUCGGAGACACGGACAGUGACGUUGAUCCCAGGUGAUGGCAUUGGCCCAGAGAUAUCUGACGCUGUAGUGAAGAUUUUUGACGCUGCAGAAGUUCCCAUUCGUUGGGAGGAGAGGACGAUUACAGCCAUCCAAACAUCAAGUGGACAAUGGAUCAUUCCACCGGAGGCCACAGAAUCCAUGAAUGCUAACAAAAUUGGAUUAAAAGGGCCUUUGAAGACCCCUAUUGCAGCAGGGCAUCCUUCGAUGAAUUUGCUACUUCGCAAGACCUUUGACCUUUACGCAAAUGUGCGUCCCUGUGUAUCGAUCGAAGGUUUUAAGACUCCCUAUAGUGGUGUAGACCUUGUUACAAUUAGAGAAAAUACAGAAGGAGAAUACAGUGGCAUAGAGCAUGUGAUUGUUGAUGGGGUGGUGCAGAGUAUUAAACUGAUCACAGAAGAUGCCAGCAGACGCAUCGCGGAGUUUGCGUUUGAGUAUGCGAGGAACAACCAGAGAAGCACAGUUACAGCCGUCCACAAAGCCAACAUUAUGCGAAUGUCAGAUGGACUUUUCCUGAGGAAAUGCAGAGAAGCAGCAGAAAAUGCUAAAGAUAUCAAGUUUACAGAAAUGUACUUGGAUACGGUUUGCCUUAAUAUGGUGCAGGACCCUUCACAGUUCGAUGUACUUGUAAUGCCGAACCUCUAUGGUGAUAUUUUAAGUGAUCUAUGUGCUGGACUAAUUGGAGGCCUAGGAGUUACACCAAGUGGAAACAUUGGGGAAAACGGAGUUGCAAUAUUUGAGUCUGUUCAUGGAACUGCGCCAGACAUUGCUGGGUUGGAUUUGGCAAAUCCCACAGCACUCCUGUUGAGUGCUGUAAUGAUGCUGCGACACAUUGAACUCCAUGAUCAUGCUAAAAAAAUAGAAGCUGCCUGCUUUGAAACAAUUAAGGAUGGAAAGGUGCUGACCAAAGAUCUUGGAGGCAAUUCUAAAUGUUCAGAGUUUACCAGUGAAAUCUGCCGAAGAGUGCGAGAUCAUGAUUGAGUCACCGUUCAUUUUCUUGCAAUACCAGUUCCAACAUAGAUGGAUUCUCUGUUACUGCUAUGCAAACAACUGCUGUAUAUUGUCAAAUGUCCUGCAACAUUUAUCAUAACUUUUGAUUGAAAGCUCUGAUUUGCUUUCAUUAGUGGCAUUCCAGUUUGUUUUCUAUUUAGAGUAUUUUUUGUUCAGACUGACUGUGUUGAUUUUUUUAUUGAAAGCUGCUAAUGAGAUUGGUCAUGAGAUUUCAUUGUUCAAUGCCAUUCCCUUUAAUUAAAACGUAUUACAACAUGUCUUCUCCCAUUUUGCCAACUCCUUGAAAGGCUGUUUUUAAAUGUUGUUGCUUUAAAGACUGGACAUUGCUUCUAUUCCACUGUUGAAGAUGGGAAUCACAAAUUGAGCUGCUUUUGUACUUGUUUAAGGAAACAUUUUGCUGUAAACUGGCUCCAACCAUAAAAUUGAUCACAUCA